Molecule: messenger RNA, 1617 nt
Organism: Penicillium verhagenii
Lineage: Eukaryota; Fungi; Ascomycota; Eurotiomycetes; Eurotiales; Aspergillaceae
Exons: 4
Coding region: 1-1617 (538 amino acids)
Source: RefSeq, a predicted model, not a curated record
AUGUCAGCCCCGGGUCCUUCUCCAACGGUCCCCGUGCCUGACAAUGAGCAUUCAGAUGGGAAAGACGUCAACCCGACCGUACGCAAGGCCGUCCGCCUUUGUCUCAGCGCGAAAGAGUAUCGAGUCCUCUACGAUAUUGCUGCCAAACGCGCGCCAGCCCUGAAGAACAAACUACCUUCAUCUCUCCGCGAUGAUCCAGCUACAUUUUCACGGAAUCGACAUACCUUGGCAGCUGUCCGUGCCACGCUACGUGUAUUUGUUGGCUCGAACGUCGCGUUGAAGCUGGUGGAUGAGAUUAUAAGCCGCGUCAAAGGUGAUGGAUCAAAACAAAAGUCUCGCACCCCCAUUCUCCGCUCCCCAAACUUCCGCCUCUCCUUCUCUAUAUCUCUCCUACUUCUCCUCCACCGUCUCCUCUACCGCUUUCUCGUGAGACUACGGGCAAAUCUAGGCACCGACGAUGCUCUUUCUUUCCGAGAGCGGAACCCGCGCAUCUCGCGCGCAUUGACGUCAAAAUAUGCGCCUGCCAUCGGAGCCAGUCUAGCGGGGUUCGCGUUAGGGGUGGCUCCGCAGGACCAGCUUCGCUUGACAGCUGCCAUUUGGACCUCUACGCGCAGCUUGGAAUUCCUGUUUGAUGCGUUAGCAUCAAAGGGGUGGAUGGAUGGGCGCCCGUGGUGGUUCGGUAGCUGGCUGCUGAUGCCAGUCUCGUGUGGACAGCUUCUCCAUGCAUUUGUGUUUGAUCGUGAGACCGUGCCGGGGUGGUUCGGCCAGGUUGUUCUGAGGUUUUCUCCAAGUUACAUUCAAAGCCGACCGGAGUCCCUCCCUGCCAAUGUUUCUUGGCCCGAGAAGGAAGAGAUUGUGGAUUCGCUCGCAUCUAUUGCAGAUCUGCGUUGGCCGGCUUUUGUAUCGCCAAUCCUUCAUCCGACAGACCCUAAUACAUUACCUGCAGCGGUCAAGUCUUUGUCUCCAAUCACUGGACCUGCGCAUCCUUCGAUCACACAUUUAUCAUGUGCACUUCUUCACCCAAGCCUGCCUAAUUGCAGUACUGCAUUUUUGCAUCAUAUUUUGCUUUCGGUACCCCGGCUCGCUCGGUUCCUCGCUGCCCUCACCUUGGCGAUGAGUAUUCCCGAAAUGAAGAAUAUCAUCCAACAGCCUAUUACAUCUAUCAAUACCCUGUCUAAGAAGAUCAUCACGUUAACAGCCGUUCUUUCCGUCGCCAUUGGAACCGCCUGGGGUAGUGUGUGUCUGUUCAACAACACACUUCCCCGAAGCACGCUCCCUACCAAACGCUUCUUCCUCAGUGGUGCAUUGAGCGGUCUCCCCUUUUUCCCCCUGGGUAACAGCCGUGCUUUGUUCACUCAUUUCCUCCGUGGAUCUCUGGACUCGGCAUGGAAGACUGGCAUUAAGCGUAAAUUGUGGAAAGGCGGGCGUGGCAGUGAGCUGGCGCUCUUUGUCAUGUCAUGGGCACUAAUGGGUUCAGUCCUGGAGGCGAAUCCCAACGCAAUUGAAGGUGGUGGUCUGCGAAAGGGAUUGGCUUGGCUGCGUGGAGACGGUUUCGUCGAUCCCGUUGAGAUUGAGAAACGCAAGACUCUUCGAGCAAAGAAGACCGAUACUGCAUGA